AUGGGGGCAGAGAUCACUGCUAUGCAGCCGCUGCAAACCAAGGAGUGCCAAGGGUCUCCGGUGACAGGAGUUAACUGUGAGAGGCACUGCAGCCCCAAAGCUGCUGAGGGUGGGGGUCGGAGGAAGCCCACCCCAGGGGCUGCCUGGUGCUGGUGGGUGGGGACCCACGUACGCCGGACGAAGACUCGCUCCCGCCACCCCCCAUCGCACCAGGGAGCGGGACCGGCCGCCGCUCGGGUCCCCUCGCCUGCGCUUGUCGCCGGCUGCGCACCAGCUGCCCGGGGACUCAGGUUGCACCCCUGGAAGCGGGAGCGCAACCUCGCUCGCGCACUCGGGAAGUUUCUCUUUCUGUGCGAUCUUCUGAGCCCGACGUUUGCAGUCCUUCCUCCUGGCCCAUCUCCCAUCGCCGUGCGCAGGGCCAGGCUGGAUCUCCUUCCGUGGCCCUGGCCCUGGCUUUGGCGACCGGGGUUCAGUUUCACAGAGUUUUUGGACCCAUUCCAGAGGGUCAUCCAGCCAGAAGAGAUCUGGCUCUACAAAAAUCCUUUGGUGCAAUCAGACAACAUACCUACCCGCCUCAUGUUCGCAAUUUCUUUCCUCACACCCCUGGCUGUUAUUUGUGUGGUGAAAAUUAUCCGGCGAACAGACAAGACUGAAAUUAAGGAAGCCUUCUUAGCAGUAUCCUUGGCUCUUGCUUUGAAUGGAGUCUGCACAAACACUAUUAAGUUGAUAGUGGGAAGACCUCGCCCCGAUUUCUUUUACCGCUGCUUUCCAGAUGGAGUGAUGAACUCGGAAAUGCACUGCACGGGUGACCCCGACCUGGUGUCCGAGGGCCGCAAAAGCUUCCCCAGCAUCCAUUCCUCCUUUGCCUUUUCUGGCCUUGGCUUCACGACGUUCUACUUGGCUGGCAAGCUGCACUGCUUCACUGAGAGCGGGCGGGGGAAGAGCUGGCGGCUCUGUGCUGCCAUCUUGCCCCUAUACUGCGCCAUGAUGAUUGCCCUGUCCCGCAUGUGUGACUACAAGCAUCACUGGCAAGAUUCGUUUGUGGGUGGAGUCAUUGGCCUCAUUUUUGCGUACAUUUGCUACAGACAGCACUACCCCCCUCUGGCCAACACAGCUUGUCACAAACCGUACGUCAGCCUCCGAGUCCCGACGUCGCUGAAGAAGGAUGAGCGGCCCACAGGGGACAGCGCGCCCAGCAUGCCUCUGGAGGGCAUCACCGAAGGCCCCGUAUGACUGCGGUCUCGGGAGGAUGGACGCUGAGCCCAGGGCACACUCUUCCACCCCGGCAUCACAACGCAGUAGGAGAGGUUUUCUGUAGUGUGUUUUUCAUCAACUGUUCCUCAAAGUUAUCCCUCUGCUUCCAUCUGGCCGAUGGCAUUCCUGCUACUUUCGAUGUCUCCUUUCAACUUUCUUGAGUUUGCAAAGGAAGGACACAGGGACAGUCUCUGAGAGACGUGGGGAAGGAGGCUGCCAGGGGAGGGUGGGUGCAACUCGGUCCAUUCCUUUGUCCUCAGUGUUUGCUGUAAUAGCCACCGCCCUAUGUUUUCAUGGUCGUGAAACGUAAUAAAGCCUCCAAGCUGGAA
This is a messenger RNA of Herpailurus yagouaroundi (jaguarundi), 1583 nucleotides long. RefSeq names its product phospholipid phosphatase 4 (gene PLPP4). The coding region runs from base 1 to 1233 and encodes 410 amino acids. The transcript has 10 exons. The record is from RefSeq and is a predicted model, not a curated record. NCBI's taxonomy places the organism in Eukaryota, Metazoa, Chordata, Mammalia, Carnivora, Felidae. Gene Ontology annotation, biological process: phospholipid dephosphorylation; phospholipid metabolic process. Gene Ontology annotation, molecular function: phosphatidate phosphatase activity. Gene Ontology annotation, cellular component: membrane.